This is a messenger RNA of Paramecium octaurelia, 743 nucleotides long. The record is from the annotation of a GenBank genome assembly. NCBI's taxonomy places the organism in Eukaryota, Ciliophora, Oligohymenophorea, Peniculida, Parameciidae.
AUGAAUAAAAAUAAAGAAUCUGGAAAGCAAACGUAAAAUAACAAAGCAAAUGAUUCUAAUUCAAAUAAAAACAAAGAAUUAUAAAAGCUUGUUUAAAAUAAUAAGCAUUUUGAAUUUUUAUCAAGUGGUAAAAUUAAAUGCAUUUUAACACAUCAUGAAAUCCUCCCAACUUUACAAGAAUUCAACAAUUAUUUAAAUGGUCGAAGCUAUAAAAACGCAUUAGAAAAUGAGAUUGACUUUACUUAAUUUGAACCAUACAUAGUCUAGCAUAAAACUGAUAAGUAAUUUUAUAAAUUAAAAUGUAGAAAUAAACUAUUUUGUAAUUUAACCAGAUAAAAUAUUAGUAAAAAGAAAUCUGUUGUUCUCAAACAUGUAAAUGGAAAGAGAUACAAAUAUUAUUUAUCCAGUAAUUCUAUUUAGUCUAUAUAUUCUUAGAGUACUUAGAGGAACAAGCCAAAGAAGAAUAAGAAAAUUAAUAGGACAAUUAAGAAGAUGAAGUCUAAAAUGAAUUAGAAGAAUUGAAUAAUUUAGUAAAUGAGGAAGAACAGGAACACUAACCAUAAAAAUAAAAAAGUGGAAUUCUAAAAGGAGGAAAGAAAAUCAUUAAAAAGAAGGUGAAACCCCAAUAAGAAGAAUAAAUAGAAAUUGAAUAAGCAGUAUAAAAUAAAUCAAAAUUAUAAUAACAAAAUGGUAAAUAAGUGAAAAAGUUAAAAAAUAAAUAAUAAAAAGAAUAAGUGGAAUGA